AUGGGUGCCGUCGUAUCUUGCUUCGAAGCCAUCUUCCGGACCAUCGGCUCCGUCAUCAUGGCCAUUAUCAGCGGCAUCGGCAACAUGCUCACCGCGAUCAUUAACGGCAUCGUCGCCUUCUUCGGCAUCAUCAUCGGUUGCCUGACAUGCGGCCGCUCUGGAGGCAGGCGUCACAGGCAUCGAGGAAUGCGAGGCUCCAGAAUGCGGAGCACGGUAUAAAGAACAAC
Trichoderma atroviride IMI 206040 is the source of this 227-nucleotide messenger RNA. RefSeq lists its product as uncharacterized. The record is from RefSeq and is a predicted model, not a curated record. Lineage: Eukaryota; Fungi; Ascomycota; Sordariomycetes; Hypocreales; Hypocreaceae.